Molecule: messenger RNA, 1247 nt
Organism: Tupaia belangeri chinensis (Chinese tree shrew)
Lineage: Eukaryota; Metazoa; Chordata; Mammalia; Scandentia; Tupaiidae
Gene: METTL1
Product: methyltransferase 1, tRNA methylguanosine
Exons: 7
Coding region: 31-933 (300 amino acids)
Biological process (GO): tRNA methylation; RNA (guanine-N7)-methylation
Cellular component (GO): tRNA methyltransferase complex
Molecular function (GO): tRNA (guanine(46)-N7)-methyltransferase activity
Source: RefSeq, a predicted model, not a curated record
UCGGUGGCAACACACCGAACUGGUGGGAUCAUGGCGGGGGCGGAGACCCGGAACGCGGCCGCAGCGGAGGCCCCGCAGCCCCAGAAGCGCUACUACAGGCAACGUGCUCACUCCAACCCCAUGGCGGACCAUACGCUGCGCUACCAGUCUCUGGGAGAAGGGGAACCUGCACCCACAAAGGAGAGCGCCGGCCAGAGUCACAUCAACCCCCUAGAAGUGGAGAUGGAGGAGAUGGACUGGUCUGAGCUAUAUCCAGAGUUCUUCUCUCCGCUCACUCAGAAUCAGAGCCACGAUGACCCAAAAGAAAAGAAUGAAAAGAGAGUUCAGGCCCAAGUGGAGUUUGCAGACAUAGGCUGCGGCUAUGGUGGCCUGUUAGUGGAACUGUCACCAUUGUUCCCAAAUACACUGAUUCUGGGUCUAGAGAUCCGGGUGAAAGUCUCGGACUACGUGCAAGACCGAAUUCGGGCCCUACGCGCAGCUCCUGGAGGUGGCUUCCAGAACAUCGCCUGUCUCCGUAGUAAUGCCAUGAAGCACCUUCCUAACUUCUUCCACAAGGGCCAGCUGACAAAGAUGUUCUUCCUCUUCCCUGACCCACAUUUCAAGCGGACAAAGCACAAGUGGCGAAUCAUCAGUCCCACACUGCUGGCAGAAUAUGCCUACGUGCUGAGAAUUGGGGGGCUGGUGUACACCAUAACCGAUGUGCUGGAGCUACACAGCUGGAUGUGCACCCAUUUUGAAGGGCACCCCCUGUUCGAGCGAGUGCCUCUGGAUGAGCUGGGCGAAGACCCCAUUGUGGGACAUCUAGGCACCUCAACCGAGGAGGGAAAGAAAGUUCUACGCAACGGAGGAGAGAAUUUCCCAGCCAUCUUCCGACGAAUACAGGAUCCCACCCUCCAAGCAGCGACUCCCAAUCCCAGCCUGCCUGCUUACUGACUACCUGUCCUGCCCUUCCAGGGACUGGAACCUUCUGAGCUGAGACUGCUGGGGAGCUGCAUGGGGCAGAACCCUGGCUUUCACUACUUCUCCAGGCUCUUCUCACCUCCCUGUCCCUCCACUGCCAACAGAAAGCAAAAGUAGCUGACUGGGAAGGUGAAAUGACCUUGGACCAGAGGGGAUCUUUGCAAGGGUGUGAUGUCUCACUCUCCCUUAGCUCUCCCUUCUCCAUGUGGAAUCUCUCCUCAGCUGGGGUGAGGAGUGCAAUGCCCCACUGUUCAUCUAAACUGCCUGCUAGGCUCAAAUCACUAGUG